AUUUGCGUCAGCGUCGAUUUAGUCGAAUAUAAAAGAGUAAAGAGUAUCGCUGUAUUUGUUUUUUUAUCUACAUUUAAUGAUAAAAUAGUAUUUUUCACCGUAUAAUAUUUAAGUAAAUAUAUUUUGGACAUUUUAGGAAAAUAAGAGGGAAAAUGAAAGAGGACAGUUUUGAAGAAAGACAAGAAAAAGAAACCUCCGUUUAGAAAAGUUCCAUGUUGAGCGUCAUUUCCGUGUGAGAUCACCGUGUUCGCUCCUUGCUCUGUGUGAGUCUGUAGAUGUGAAAGAUUUGAAAGUUUGAUAAAGAGGAGAGCGCGGCUCUUUUCUCCUUUUCUUUGGGACGUGAACAAAGAUGCGCGCACCAGAGGGCUCUCAGUGCACAAGCCUUUGGAGUUCUCACUCUGAGCACGUUUCUGGUGUGACAAGGGAAAGAAACGAGACGAAAGAAUGCAGAGCCGGAGUGAAUCAUCUUGACAGUUGACGAUCUACGGUGGUAGGCGCAGAACAUCCUGCUUCCUGUCUGCUGCCAUGGCAACACAUCACAACAACAGCCAGAGCCGAGAGGCUGCAGGAAGAAAACCUGAAGCUGGAGAUUGUUUUCUGGUUUGUUAAGUUUUCUUAUCCAUUCAGAAAGAAUGAGUCAGCGACAGAUCAUUCAAGCAUUCGAGCAGUAUCAGAAAUCAAGGUUGCAGUUUGUGCAAACUGUUGCUGAUUUGGCAUCCAGACCCCAAAAUAUAGAAGUCCUUCACAAUGCAGGUGUGAUGUCCAUGCUGCGUCCGCUGAUGUUGGACGUGGUCCCCAGCAUCCAGCAGACAGCAGCUUUAGCUCUGGGCCGUCUGGCUGACCACAGCGAUGAGCUGGCAGAGGCCGUGGUGAGGGAAGACAUCCUUCCACAGCUGGUCCACUCUUUGGGCUCACAGAACGUCAGUACACCUCACAACUGUGAAUGUAAAGACAGAGUACAUUUAAAUCACAUGUGUGAAACACUGAUAGAAGAUCAACAGCACAGUUUGCACUUUACUACACAUGUUUUUAUUGAAAAUAUUUUGGCAUGCCUACUUUGUUGGUUAAGAUUAUAUUAAUCUAUUCUAGUAUUCUCAUGAUUGUUAGGGAUGUUGCUGCAUAUUGAAUAUUGCAUAUUCAUUUUUUAAAAAUAUUUUGUAAUAAUAUAAAACACAUGAUAUAGUAUGUAUUAAAAAAUAUAUAAUGUAAACACAGAAUGACUAACUCAACACUUAGGUGUUUCAGUGGCAAAAUAAUCCCAUAAAAAUAAAGCCCCAAAUAUGCCUUAAAGGUUUGUGCCCAACAACAUGUUGCCAAGUGAAUCAUUUGUGUAUAAAACUUGAAAGAACAUGAUAUCUAAACAUGUCAAAUAUCACCAAAAAUAGGUAAGACUGUAGUCUUAGUCUUCUUCUUUUUCUUUCGGCUUUGUCCCUUUUUUUCAGGGGUUGCCACAGCAAAUGAUUGAUUUCCAUCUCUCCCUGUUCUCUGCAUGUC
This is a messenger RNA of Cynoglossus semilaevis (tongue sole), 1494 nucleotides long. Its product is annotated as sperm-associated antigen 6-like. The record is from RefSeq and is a predicted model, not a curated record. The transcript has 3 exons. Gene Ontology annotation, cellular component: axoneme; microtubule cytoskeleton; acrosomal vesicle. Gene Ontology annotation, molecular function: microtubule binding. Gene Ontology annotation, biological process: filopodium assembly; neuron projection extension; epithelial cilium movement involved in extracellular fluid movement. NCBI's taxonomy places the organism in Eukaryota, Metazoa, Chordata, Actinopteri, Pleuronectiformes, Cynoglossidae. The coding region runs from base 633 to 1079 and encodes 148 amino acids.